Messenger RNA from Toxorhynchites rutilus septentrionalis, 1884 nucleotides. Its product is annotated as dipeptidase 1-like. The transcript has 6 exons. Gene Ontology annotation, molecular function: metallodipeptidase activity. Lineage: Eukaryota; Metazoa; Arthropoda; Insecta; Diptera; Culicidae. The coding region runs from base 413 to 1801 and encodes 462 amino acids. Gene Ontology annotation, biological process: proteolysis. The record is from RefSeq and is a predicted model, not a curated record.
UGAACUUCUCCUGCGUCAGACGGAGAGAUAUUAAACAGCUUAUUGUCAUCUGUGAUAAAUCGUUAUUAGUGUAUUGUCGUAAAACGUUCACGACAGUUGAGUAGUUUGAUAGUGGAAAGGUUCAUCCGCAGAGUAAAAAGGAGAAAUCAUGGCAAAUUUGAGAGCAUGUUAGUACUAUCAGUUAUACGCAUAUUUCCCACACAGAUGGUUAACUAUAUCGAAACAAUACCGUGAAAUAAUAGCCUCUAGAACAAAAUGCGUGAAAUUGCAAAAAGUUCUGAUUCGAAUCGCCCAACCGCCCGCGAAUGCCUAAACGCUUAUAAUGUUCGAAUAUGGGCUCGAGCGCACAUUUCCUCCAACAGAUUUUAAGAUUGAACACAACAAAACCGGAGCUAGAAAGUGCAUUUGAUUUAUGAGUAAACGUCGUGGAUAUGAUGUGUAUACAUUCGAAGUUCGUCUGAGGCGUCCAUCAUUUUUUUCAUUUCAUCCCGAUUCUCCUAUUGGGCAGGUGCUCUCGAACUGGAAAUUCUUCGCAACAAUUGGAGUGGGCGUGAUUGCAAUCACGGCGGUUGUGAUUGCAGUCCCUCUGGCGAUCAGUUCGUCCGAUUCCGACAAUCGGGACCCCAACGAUGUGAACCACUUUUUCGGUCGGACCGUACUGGAUGAAGUGCCUCUGAUCGAUGGGCACAACGAUCUACCGUACAACUUGUAUUCCGUCGAACGCAACCGCAUAAACAAGUUCGAUUUGGAUAAAAAUUUGCGAGAUAAUCCGAAAUGGAACACAACCAAAACCAGCCACACUGAUAUUCCCCGACUAUUGGAAGGUAAGAUUGGAUCCCAGUUUUGGGUGGCCUACGUUGGCUGCGACACCCAGUACAAGGAUGCUGUCGAGCGAACGCUCGAGCAAAUCGAUGUCAUCAAGCGUAUGGUGAAGAAAUAUUCAAAGUACAUGAAGUACGUAACGUCUGCGGAUGGAAUCAUGGAGGCAUUCCGGGAGAAGAAGAUUGGAUCACUGAUCGCGGUGGAGGGAGGCCACUCUAUGGACUCCCGAUUGGCCAUGCUUCGAAUGUACUACGAACUGGGAGUGCGCUACAUGACGCUUACUCACACCUGCAAUACACCUUGGGCGGAUGCUUCGCCCGUCGAUGCCAACGCUACGGCUGUUUUGAAGAACGUCACCGAGUGGGGAAAAACUGUUAUCUGGGAAAUGAACCGGCUGGGAAUGCUCGUGGACAUCUCGCACGUAAGUCACGGCGUGAUGGUGGAUGUACUGAAGUACAGCAAAGCGCCGGUGAUUUUCAGUCACUCGUCGUCUCAUCACGUGUUCCCUCACCAUCGGAACGUACGGGACGAUGUGCUGAAGAAGCUGAUCGCCAACGAUGGGUUGAUCAUGGUGAACUUUUAUACCGGUUUCAUUGGUGGAAAAACGAUCGAUGAUGUUGUUCACCACCUGAACUACAUCAAAUCCAUAACCGGCCCGGACCACAUCGGUAUCGGCGGGGACUACGACGGCGUGGAUAGCACCCCCGAGGGUCUUGAGGACGUCUCAAAGUAUCCGGAUCUGUUCGACAUGCUAGCUGAUGGGGCGUACAAGAAUGGAACUGCGUUCGAGCCGUGGACCCGCGAGGAGCUUCAAAAACUUGCCGGUCUUAACUUGCUUCGUGUGUUCCGCGACGUGGAGAAGAUUCGCGACAGUAUGGGAAAUGUGCCACCGUUCGAGGAGCUGAUUCCGUACAAGGAUUUCGAAGACGCGGGCGUCGCAGAUCAACCGUGUAUGAGCGAUUUGGAUAUUCACAAGUAGUUUAAGAGAUUUUUAUAGUUUUGAGUACAUACAUUUUUUUUCGGAACAUUGUACAAUAGAUAUUAAUACUAGUAUUUUUAGAA